Messenger RNA from Oxyura jamaicensis (ruddy duck), 4716 nucleotides. RefSeq names its product anoctamin 6 (gene ANO6). Gene Ontology annotation, molecular function: protein dimerization activity; chloride channel activity. The transcript has 20 exons. Gene Ontology annotation, cellular component: plasma membrane. Lineage: Eukaryota; Metazoa; Chordata; Aves; Anseriformes; Anatidae. The record is from RefSeq and is a predicted model, not a curated record. Gene Ontology annotation, biological process: calcium activated phosphatidylcholine scrambling; calcium activated phosphatidylserine scrambling; chloride transmembrane transport. The coding region runs from base 121 to 2853 and encodes 910 amino acids.
GCCCGGGGCCGCUGCCGCCGGUCGGGCUCCGCCUGGGCUCCGCGCUCGGCGCCCGGGGCACGGGGCACGGGCAGGGGCCGGGGGGAGCUCGGGGCCGGGGGGAGAAGGCACCAGGGCGAGAUGCAGGCGGCGAACGCGGACGUGCUGCUGGAUCUGGAGGAGGAGGAGGAGGAGGAGGAGGAAGAGGAGGAUGGGGAGACCGUUUUGGAAUUGAACCAGGUGAUUAUUCCCACUUAUGGAACUGUGCCAGAGCAGCAAAACCUUCAUACUCCAGAAUGGGCCAAUUUUGACAAUAAGCCUGACUCCUUGUUCUUCAGCGAUGGGCAGCGAAGAAUUGACUUUGUUUUGGUGUAUGAAGAUGAAACAAAAAAAAUGACUCAUAAGAGGAGUGAUCGUAAAAAGCAAAAGAGGAAGAGACAAGUAUAUGAAUCAAACCUGAUAAACAACGGCUUGCAACUUGAAGCAACGAGAUCGGUUUUGGAUGAAAAACUUGUUUUUGUGAAAGUGCAUGCACCUUGGGAAGUGCUAUGCACGUAUGCAGAGGUUAUGCACAUCAAAUUGCCUCUGCAGCCCGAUGACUUGAAAACCCGAGAGUCAGCAUUCAACUGGUUUACUAAUCUCUUCAGAGUGGAUGAAAAUAUCAUCAAGCCUGAGCAAGAGUUUUUCACUGCCCCCUUUGAAAAGGAACAUUUGUCCAACUUUUAUAUUCAAGACAAAGACACAUUUUUCACUCCUGCAACUAGAAGCCGAAUUGUUCAUUUCAUCCUGUCCCGUGUGGAAUAUGCAACCAAAAACAAUGUGAAGAAGUUUGGCAUUAACAAAUUACUGGACUCUGGAAUCUACAAAGCAGCAUUUCCCCUUCAUGAUUCUAGUUUUCGGCACCCAUCAACUGAUCCUUCCUGCCCAAGUGAACGGUAUCUCCUCUACAGAGAAUGGGCUCACCCUAAAAACAUUUUCAAACUGCAACCCCUAGAUUUUAUCAGGAAAUACUACGGAGAGAAAAUUGGAAUCUAUUUUGCUUGGCUGGGCUUUUAUACUAAUAUGCUGAUUGUGGCUGCAGUUGUAGGAGUUGGCUGCUUUCUAUAUGGAUGCCUGACAAAAGACAACUGCACAUGGAGCCAAGAAGUAUGUGAUCCCAACAUAGGAGGUAAUAUCAUAAUGUGCCCUCAGUGUGAUAAAGUAUGUACCUACUGGAACCUCACCAGCACUUGUGAAUCAUCCAAGAAACUCUGUAUAUUUGAUAGCUUUGGAACCCUCGUGUUUGCAGUAUUUAUGGGAAUAUGGGUUACUUUGUUUUUGGAGUUUUGGAAGCGAAGACAGGCUGAACUGGAGUAUGAAUGGGACACGGUUGAGUAUUUAGAACAAGAAGAACAAGUUCGCCCAGAAUAUGAAGCUCAAUGCACUCAUGUGGUAAUGAAUGAAAUCACACAGCAAGAAGAACACGUGCCAUACACUGCCUGUGGGAAGUGCAUACGUAUGACUUUCUGUGCAAGUGCAGUCUUCUUCUGGAUUCUUUUGAUUAUUGCUUCGGUUAUUGGAAUCAUUGUCUACAGGCUCUCUGUUUUCCUGGUGUUUUCUGCCACAUUGUCACGGCACAUUAAUGGCACACAGGCAAUCCACAAGUACCUGACACCACAGACAGCCACCUCAGUAACUGCUUCACUCAUCAGCUUUGUAGUCAUUAUGGUUCUCAACAUCAUCUAUGAAAAAGUAGCAAUCCUGAUUACUGACUUCGAGCUUCCAAGGACACAGACCGAUUAUGAAAACAGUCUGACCACAAAGAUGUUCUUGUUCCAGUUUGUCAACUACUAUUCUUCAUGCUUCUACAUAGCUUUCUUUAAGGGCAAAUUUGUAGGUCACCCUGGAAAUCCUGUCUAUUGGCUAGGAAAGUAUCGCAAUGAAGAGUGUGAUCCAGGUGGAUGUCUCCUUGAACUCACAACUCAGCUUGCCAUCAUAGUAGGAGGUAAAGCAAUCUGGAACAACAUUCAAGAAGUGCUUCUUCCUUGGUUUAAGAAUCUAAUUGGAAGAUAUUGUGCAGAUGCUAGAUCAGAAAAGAUUGUUCCACGCUGGGAACACGACUACCACCUGCAGCCCAUUGGAAAACUUGGAUUGUUUUAUGAGUAUCUCGAAAUGGUCAUACAGUUUGGCUUUGUCACCCUGUUUGUGGCAUCGUUCCCCCUGGCUCCCCUUCUGGCUCUUUUUAACAACAUGCUGGAAAUCCGGCUGGAUGCGUGGAAGCUGACGACCCAGUUCAGACGCAUGGUGCCACAGAAGGCACAAGACAUCGGCGCGUGGCAGCCCAUCAUGCAAGGCAUAGCCAUUCUGGCCGUGGUGACCAACGCCAUGAUAAUUGCUUUCACAUCUGACAUGAUUCCUCGUCUGGUUUAUUACUGGUCCUUCUCAGUCCCUCCUUAUGGGAGUCACAACAGCCACACUAUGAAAGGGUAUAUAAACAACACGCUCUCUGUCUUUAAUAUAUCAGACUUCAGGAAUGCAAGCAAGCCAUCUUCCCCUUGGUUUGGGAACCAAACGACAUGCAGAUACCGCGAUUUCCGCUACCCUCCUGGUCACCAGCAUCAGUAUGAGCAUAACAUAUACUACUGGCACGUCAUUGCAGCCAAGCUGGCUUUUAUCAUUGUCAUGGAGCAUGUCAUAUACUUUGUGAAGUUUAUUAUUUCCUACAUAAUCCCAGAUGUAUCACAGAAGACCAAGAGCAAGGUCAAACGAGAGAAAUAUCUAACACAGAAACUCUUGCAUGAAAACGAUCUCAAAGUUGUGAAAAAAACCAUGGGGAAAAUUGCUGACAAAAUUAUCAAAGGAGUAGACAGCACUUUCCGACCUAAGUCUGAAUAAAAAAAAAAACUUUUUUUAUAUGGAGUAACAGUAUUUAGCCAGCUAACACCUGUCCAGAUAUUACCAAUAGUUAAUCAAACACUUUGGAUUAAUUCCCUUUACUAAACGUUGUUUCUUCCAACUGUCACCUGCUCCUUAUCUGUUUCCCUUUGGCAAAAGCAAUCAUUGAGACUUGGUUUACAGCUACCAAUUUUUUAAAACAGCUUCAGUAGGAUGUAUUUUUUAACAUGUGAAGGUUAAAAAAUAUUUAUCGUCUUAAGACAAUGCAGAUUAGUUCUUAAAUACAUACAGUGCUUCCCACUUUAUUUAGGCAUAGGCUAUUAAAUCAGUUGUUCAACUUGAAUAAAACCUUAUGAACAAGAAUAAUUUGUUUUACGAACACCACCACUUCCUCUGAAGGAGUUUUGAUUACUUGAUGAUGGAGACCCUAACUAUAAAAUUAAAUAGAAAAGCCAAAACAUGAAGGCAAGAGAAGGAAACGACAACACAAAAUCAUGUUGUUAAGCUGUUGCAAUUGACGUACUAAGCACUGUUGUGUGCUACACUGAAUUAGAUGUACAUACUGAGACUUAAAUGGAUAACAAGAUAUUUCAAUUAAUCAUGGGUUUGGAUCACAAGGAGCAGCAGGACUGUAAGCCCAUCCUGUUCAUCAAUCUCUGUGCAAACAGGAGAACUGCCUUUGCAAUCAAUGCAUACAAACUGACUUUACAGCACUCGGAGCAAGAGGAAAACUCAGACAUUUUAUCUUUCCCUGGUCAAUGUACUUUCAUUAGCUCACUUGGCCAUUCUGUUCUGAAUGAACACAGCCUUGAAGGUCUCCCACCUGUAACAGUAAUGAGUGUUAAAAUUCUUUUCACGUACUAAAUCAAUAUUUGCUGAGGGCUGUAUUUUGCAUUUCUCCCACACCAGAGGCACCAUUCUUUUCCCUGAUAGAUUUCGACAUAGGAAGAAUGUGCAGCUGGACCUGUUGUGGUACAACACUGCAUGAUAAAUUGAAUUUGGACUAGACCACGAAUCUAUUGAAACUGAAGAUCGGAAUAAGCAAUUUAAUAUGCCUUAACCGUAUUAUGAAACUUUAAACAACUGGGAAGAUGUUACAAGUGUGGAUGAAUUUGUUGGAGCUAUCAGUCAUCUUCAAAUUAGGCUGCAGAUCUGCUUGGCUGUUUUGCCUCCAGUUGUAACCUGGGAGUUAGGGAAUUACAGGGUAAGCAUGUAUGUAGGGCUCCACUUUGUGUCUGCAGCAGUGAUGUUCCAGUUUAUUAACUUGCUUUCUCUUUUAAUGGUUCUAGUGGACCAAUUCCUACAAAUUCUGAAAGCCAAAAUCUUGUUAAAAAGGCACUCCCUAAACAAGAUGAUUACUGUUGGGUUUGUAAUUUUAUACUCUUAAAUGUAUUUCAUAUGUACAAUUGUUAGGAAGAUUGUUUGUAUGGCUUUUUCAAUAUAAAGAAGUUUGUUUGCAGAAACUAAGUAGCAGUGUUAAGAUAUAUUUUAUCCUGCUAAUAAUCAGAAGGAAUCAAACAUUUGAAUUUUGUAUAAAAACUUCAAAAUACUACUCUGUACCUCAAGCCUAUCCUUUGAAAUGGCAACAUUUAAACCAGAAGAGGCAGCACAUGAGGGGAGUUCUUUCAGCAGCUGUGAUAUGCAAGCUUUCACUCAGCUUGACUAUGCAGAAUGAUUGCAUGGGAGGAAGGAACAUGAGAGGAAAGUUUGGUUCAAAAAUUGGGAUAAGGUUGAAAGUUGGAAGACAGAAACUCAGAGGUUCCAGAGAACACAUUUCUGGCAUUGAAGAACUGGAGCUUGCUUACUAUAAUGCCCAGAAAACUUGUAUACAUCACCUGAAGACACCUGAAGAUGAAAAAGACA